AUGGCGGACAUUUACUUGUCGAUGAGCCCACAAACUUCCGAGGCCGCGCAGAAGCUGUCCGAAAUUGCUGCCGAACUGACAGUUUCCACUGCGCACAGCGAAAUUUGGGCGGAGCAGGUUCAAAGUGCCCUAUGUGCCGCGGAGGCUCUGUGCAUAGACCUCUCGCGCGAUGACAUCGAGACAGGCUCGUUCCAGAAAGUUUCGUCGAGGUGCUCGGCCAUAGGCAGUCCACCAGAUGAUGGUCUUCUGGAGCUCGAGCGACUGCAGGUGAUUGAGACGAUCGACACUCUGCUGCGAGGUUUGCGUGAGCUCGAGCGACGAACUGCGGGCUCCCAAUGGCUUGAAGGAGCUGAACUCGAGGAGAACAACGGCUGGGCGAGCAGUGCGCAGGCUGACCUGCUUGCGCUGCACAACAUCUUCCAGCAACCUGGCUGCUGCCUCAGCGGCACAGCCUGCGAUGCUGUGCGAGCAGCAUUGAAGGCAGUCGCACGACGCCUCUCUGAAGCUCUGGCAGCUUCGCCGCGUUUCGUCACUUGCAAGCUGGUCGACAAAAGCAGCGCCUAG
Symbiodinium sp. CCMP2592 is the source of this 564-nucleotide messenger RNA. The record is from the annotation of a GenBank genome assembly. NCBI's taxonomy places the organism in Eukaryota, Dinophyceae, Suessiales, Symbiodiniaceae.